Messenger RNA from Triticum dicoccoides, 2340 nucleotides. RefSeq names its product cytochrome P450 704C1-like. Lineage: Eukaryota; Viridiplantae; Streptophyta; Magnoliopsida; Poales; Poaceae. The coding region runs from base 47 to 1570 and encodes 507 amino acids. The record is from RefSeq and is a predicted model, not a curated record. The transcript is spliced from 4 exons. Gene Ontology annotation, molecular function: iron ion binding; heme binding; monooxygenase activity.
CACGGCGCACUCAGCACCUUACGUGACCCAGCGCGGUCUCACGGCCAUGGAUUCGCCGCUUCUGGUGGCCGCGCUGUCGUCGCUGCUGCUCCUCCUAGCCCUGUACCUGCUCGGCGGCAAGAGGCGGCGCCGGAGCUACCCGCCCGUGGCCGGCACCAUGCUCCAGCAGCUGCUUCACUGGGGCCGGCUGCCGGAGUACAUGACGGAGCUCUCCCGCAGGUACCGCACCUUCCGCAUGCUCACCCUGACCUGCAACUGGGUCUACACCGUCGACCCGGCCAACGUGGAGCACAUCCUCCGGACCAACUUCGCCAACUACGGCAAGGGGCCGAUGACCCACGGCGUGCUGGAGGACCUCCUCGGCGACGGGAUCUUCAACGUCGACGACGCCAAGUGGCGGCACCAGCGGAAGGUCGCCAGCUUUGAGUUCACCACCCGGGCGCUCCGCGAGUACAGCAGCGGCGUGUUCCGCGACGUGGCCGCCGAGCUCGCGGGCAUCGUGGCCGCCGCCGCCGCGGCCGGGGAGAGGCUGGACAUGGAGAAUCUGUUCAUGCGGUCGACGCUGGACUCGAUUUUCACGGUUGGGUUCGGGGUCAACCUCGGCGCGCUCUCCGGAUCCAACAAGAAGGGCGCGGCGUUCGCCAGGGCGUUCGACGACGCCAGCGAGCAGGUGCUGUACCGGUUCCUGGACCCGCUGUGGAAGGCCAAGAGGCUCCUCGGCGUCUUGUCAGAGGCGGCCAUGAAGCGGUCGGUGCGCACCAUCAAUGACUUCGUGUACGCCGUCAUCGACAAGAAGAUCGAGCAGAUGGGUAGAAAUCAACAGGAAUUCGCCAAGAAAGAGGACAUACUGUCGAGAUUCUUGCUGGAGAGGGAGAAAGAUCCCGGCUGCUUCGACAAUAAGUACCUACGGGACAUCAUACUCAACUUCGUGAUCGCCGGCCGCGACACCACGGCGGGGACGCUGUCGUGGUUCCUCUACGUGCUGUGCAGAGACCAGCGCAUCCAGGACAAGAUCGCGCGGGAGGUGCGGGAGGCCACCACCGGCGACCACCAGGACGUGGGCGGCGUGCAAGAGUUCGUGGCGCGCCUGACUGAAGACGCCAUCGGCAGCAUGCACUACCUCCACGCCGCGCUCACGGAGACCCUCCGUCUGUACCCGGCGGUGCCCGUCGAUGUCAAGUGCUGCUUCUCGAAUGACACAUUGCCGGACGGGCACGCCGUGAGGAGAGGGGACAUGGUGAACUACCAGCCCUACGCGAUGGGCCGGAUGAAGUUCCUGUGGGGCGACGACGCCGAGGAGUUCAGGCCGGAGAGGUGGCACGACGACGACGGCGUGUUUGUCCCGGAGAGCCCCUACAAGUUCACCGCUUUCCAGGCGGGGCCUCGGAUCUGCUUGGGAAAGGAGUUCGCCUACAGGCAGAUGAAGAUAUUUGCAGUUGUUCUUCUCUACUUUUUCAGGUUUGAGAUGUGGGAGCGCAACUUCACGGUGGGGUACCGCCCGAUGCUCACGCUAAAAAUGGAUGGCCCGCUCUAUGUUCGUGCGUCGCCCCGGCGAUCUACCAGGAACUAGCGUGCUUGCUACUAUAAGAAGUCCAGUCUCCAAAACGUUUGGAUGUUCCCCUGUUCCGUUGUGAUGAGCACUGAUAAUAUGACUAGUGGCAGCACUAACAUAAACUCUAGCAGGGUUGCCGUAUGGUUCUGUCUUUUACCACAGCCGUCGAUAGCAAGACUGGUGGGACAAGAAUGCACUCUGGCAAAAUCCUCAACUGUCUUUUACACUGCUUUUUUCCACUAGUAAGCUUGCACGUGCAAUGCACGUCUUAUUCGAGUUUAAAAUUUGAAUAUGAACAUGUUUAAAUUUUAAUCCACAUAUAGCUACUUUAAAUUCCUUGCAUAUAUACUAUGCCAGUUUAAAUCAAGGUAGGAUCCAGUACUUUGCAAAUUGCGAACUUGCCUAAAGCUUAAUUAUAUUGAGAUUAAACCCAUUGACAUAAAUUUCUCUCCUGAUAAGUCAAUGCAUACCUAUUUAAUUUCAUACGCUUAUAGGUGGACACAAGAUCAGCAUCAAAGGCAAUCUACCCCUUACUGAUCUUACGCACACAUAUGAGCUCUCAAAAUUCUGGAUUUCGCUGUCAUCUAUCAUAUCACUACAAUCUAAACACCAUGAAGAAAGAGAUAAUGCCAAGGCAACAAUUAUUCGUAUCUUGCAUGGCUUGGGUCCUUACAAGGCUACUUCCUUUCAGCUCGAGUCCAUGGGUGCUAAGCCAACCAAUUCAUCAAGCAAAACCUGCAUUUUCAUGUGCUUCCACAAAAUGCAAUGCAAACUUAGCGGUGAUCAUU